Molecule: messenger RNA, 3044 nt
Organism: Engraulis encrasicolus (European anchovy)
Lineage: Eukaryota; Metazoa; Chordata; Actinopteri; Clupeiformes; Engraulidae
Gene: b3galnt2
Product: beta-1,3-N-acetylgalactosaminyltransferase 2
Exons: 12
Coding region: 132-1613 (493 amino acids)
Cellular component (GO): Golgi membrane
Molecular function (GO): UDP-glycosyltransferase activity; hexosyltransferase activity
Source: RefSeq, a predicted model, not a curated record
CGCUUUCAGGAGCAGACAUGAAGUAGUCACAUUCGAAAUGUAUCGAAAUCUGGAGGAAUGCGAUGCAGUCAUUCUACAGCAUACUGCUCUCAACCCGUUAAAAGCGUCAGUUUUUCUGAAGGAAUCCGUCCAUGCGAAGCCUGGGGUUGUUCUUGCUUCCGUGUGUUGUCGCGGUUGUGGUUCAUAUCUUGCUGGUGACAGACAGAGCCGCUUUCUUGUUGGAUUUCAAGGUUUCAGAUGAGGCUUCGACUCAUGAGGUGUUGGUGGGAGUCUUAUCCGCCCGGCAUCACUAUGACCUCAGGCAGGCAAUAAGGAACACUUGGUUUGGUUAUCUCAAGGAGCAUCCUCACUUCCACAAGCGUGUGCAGGUGAAGUUUAUCAUUGGUCAGCAUGGCUGUCUGAUUCCGGAGGAGGACAGGGAGGACCCUUACUCCUGCUCCCUCCUGAACCUCACAGAGAAAGCGGUGGGAGAGGAGAUGGCCAUACUCAGCGUGCCCGAGGCCUCGGCGCUGACCCUGGCGGCGGACAUCUCGUCGGUCAGCCUGGACUUCAAGGUGCUGCACCCCGUGGUCAUCACGCAGCUGGGGGUCUUCACCAACAGCCCCCGCCAGGAGUUCCGAGGCAACGUGACCGUCAGGCUCUUUCAAGUGGACCAGGAGGAGGCGGUGGUCACGGCCAGGUUUGGCACGGCCAGCCCAGGGACCUGUGUGAGCAGGGUGUGCUACAAGCCUGUGGAACAGUUCAUCCUGCCCAAGGCCUUUGAGGGAACGCUGCUGUGGGAGAGCCAGGAUCAGACCGGACUGACAAUCGUCAACACGUCCAGGGUCCAACUCAACGACGGCGGUGGUGUUCUCAAGCUAGGCUCAAUCGAGGAGGGUACCUUGCCUCACAGAAGCGCUCCAGGGUUCCCUGGCCUGGCUGGAGGCUUCACAUUCUCUGUCUAUGACACUGAGGCCCUGUCGGAGCUGCUUGGCGGUCGCGAGGCGCGGCUGCGUGCCCACCAGGAGGUGGUGAGGGCAGAGGACACAGCCCUGGAGGAGGAGAGCAGCCAGCAUGGGGACCUGGUCUUCGUGGACGUGGUGGACACAUACAGGAACGUGCCUUCCAAACUGCUGCAGUUCUACAAGUGGUCGGUGGGAAACGCUGACUUCAGUCUCUUGCUGAAGACGGACGAUGAUUGUUACAUCGAUGUGGACGCUGUCUUAAUGAAGAUGGACCAGAAGGGGCUGAAACGUGACAACUUCUGGUGGGGCAAUUUUCGGCAGAGCUGGGCGGUGGACCGCACAGGCAAGUGGCAGGAGCUGGAGUACCCCAGCCCAGCGUACCCGGCCUUCGCCUGCGGCUCGGGCUACGUGGUGUCCAGAGACCUGGUGGAGUGGCUGGCUGACAACGCGGGCAAGCUCAAAGCCUAUCAGGGUGAAGAUGUGAGCAUGGGAAUAUGGAUGGCUGCCGUCGGACCUCGUAAAUACCAGGACUCGGGUUGGCUGUGUGAGAAAGAGUGUUACGUGGACAUGCUGUCCUCCCCACAGCACUCUGCCGAGGACCUCCAGUCCCUGUGGGACCGCAAGCGGGCCUGUGGGGACCCCUGCGGAUGCCCCUGGGGCUACCACUGAGCCUCUCCGGGGGGGGGCGACCACCCAUCAUCCUUCCCCCUGGGGGGCCCCGAACAGACCAUCCAUCCUCCCCCCUUCAACAAAACAUCCUCUACAACACCAACACCUCCAACACCACCUCCUCCUCCCUGCACCCUCCCUCCAUCUCCUACCUACCUACCCAGUAUCACCACUGAUGCUUUCUUUUCUUCACUCCGAUUCACUGUGGAUCAUGACCUGAGAUGACCGAGCUCUGCUCCUCCUUUGAAGAAUGUUCCGGGGGCUGUCCCUGCACUCUGAGGGAUAGGAAAAGUUCUUAGAUCAGCCGAGCGGAAUGGCUGCUGGAUUGUGAGAGAUGGCUGGCCGACGAGCUGGCCGGGGUCGAGAUGCGGACUGCAGGCCGUGGGCUGCUCAAUUUUUUUCACCCGUCAGCCCGACAGCCUGUCUGCUCACUCAGCGUUUAAAGAGAUAAUUAUUUUAUGUUGGGGGACAAAAAAAAGAGAAAUGUUUCCGUGGGAUACUGAGGUGUCUGGCUGGGAAGAUGAAAGGCUUAUCUGUACUGCACCAAUGUUCACACUUCUCACUCAGAAUCCUUUGGCUACACACGUUUGACUGUUCUCUCAUUUUUUUGAGGGGCUUUUCUUUUUAAAGUUUGUGUUUUAAGUCUUGUUUAAGCUAUCCGUCAGCUCACAUGGAUAAUUCUUGGAAUUGUCACAACAUGUAUGGGAGAGAAAAAACAAUGAAAGAAAGGAGACACUUCAUUUGUGAAGCCAUCCAGCCACUCAACUAUCCUCUUAGUGCAGUCUUAUGUGUAUGUUUGAUGCUGACUUCAAGCGACUGAAAACCUAAAAUUGGAUUUCUUCAGCCCCAUCUCGUCCUCAAAAAGCCUCCGCUUUUCAAAAUUGACAAUUACAUAGCCCUGUUUCAGUGCUCGGAAUGUAACAAGAGGGGUAGCAAAUUACUUAGAAGCCACCGCAUAUUUUUACACUGAACAAAUAUCAGAGCGGCUGUCAAAUUUGAAACACUCUCGGUUGAUGGACUAAUGUAAUACACUGGAUUUUACGCAAGGCUUUCUAAAUGGAUUCGUAACGAAACAAAAGUAGCACAACAUAGUCAUCUGUGUUUUUUCAAAUAUAUACAGUAUAUAUAUAUAUAAAUAUACAGCAUCUCCGAGCGGAAUAUUAGAAAGCACCUGUGAUUGUGUUUGAACUCCGAGUCCAUCUUGUCACAUCAGACUUUUCAUCAAAGAUAUAAAAAGAUCAAAAAUCAAUUAUGUAUGGCAACGUUUUUGACCGCGCUUGGUGUACUCGUGGGCUUAUAACUUGGUUCUUGUUUCCAGACUUCGGUCUGUACUGUGUGUGUGCCAUGGGAUUGCUGUCAGCAAAUAGAGUGGAGACGCACGCUGUGCAGGCUGUCAGCUCUCUCUUCUUCUAAUCAAUAAAGCUUUUUUUU